AUGACCGAAUCCACGAGCGAACCUGCCGGUGGGGUAACUCAAACCGACGAUAUACCUUUUGAGGACAAGCCAUCGCCAUGGCUGAACAUGAAAGCCCAAUAUUUUUGCGCCGUCGGUUGGGCAAGAGGCCUACCAACAGGAUCUUAUGCGGACUUGGAAGCUCAGUCGUCGUUUGCUGACCCUGAGGUAAGCGGUCAGUUCAAAGGGGGAGCAUGCAUGGUUAUGAUCGUGAGAUAUCUAGACACUCCCGUCGGUCCUUACGAUGAAAUCUUGUGGGUCCCUGGAUGGUUUGAAGUCCCGCCUAAAAAGGCAAGCAACCCGCGGGUAACGAGGAUAUACGUCUCCAGAAAGGAAUCCAUUUACAAUGGUACAGUUUUCUUCCGGCAGGAUCAGUGCAGUGCUGCAUCCCAUACCGAUUUUGGGCGCAAAAACUGGAACAUCCCUAAACAUUUAGCAAACUUUAAAUUCACCCCAUCAGAAACGCCAUCGACUAUGCCCUACUCCAGCGUGGAAAUAUCUUUGCCCUCUAACCCAGAUCAACCAUUUGUCGCCCUUCAAUUCUCCCCGCUGACACUAGUAUCCAAACUCAGCUUCCCGGUUCACACAUCUUAUGUCCCUGUCAACCUUCUACUGGGGAUGGCACCUAUUCCAGAAAGCGAGUCCUGGCGAGAGGAUGCUUUGGUCGGGACCAAGGAAUGGUGCCACGCAAGAGUUGAUAUCUCAGGAUGGGGUAGGAUGAUGCGUGUCGAGGGAAAGCUUGGAGACGGGCAGUCCUUCCCUGAGCUUUCAAUGUCCAGUUAUUGGGUGUAUAUCAAUGACGCGAAACUGAGUUGCAUGUCGAUUUGA
Histoplasma mississippiense is the source of this 846-nucleotide messenger RNA. RefSeq lists its product with no specific name. The record is from RefSeq and is a predicted model, not a curated record. NCBI's taxonomy places the organism in Eukaryota, Fungi, Ascomycota, Eurotiomycetes, Onygenales, Ajellomycetaceae. The transcript has 4 exons. Bases 1 to 846 code for a protein of 281 amino acids.